Molecule: messenger RNA, 1746 nt
Organism: Cucurbita maxima (winter squash)
Lineage: Eukaryota; Viridiplantae; Streptophyta; Magnoliopsida; Cucurbitales; Cucurbitaceae
Product: ACT domain-containing protein ACR4-like
Exons: 7
Coding region: 201-1550 (449 amino acids)
Source: RefSeq, a predicted model, not a curated record
CACCCAACCAACUUGCUACGCGGAUAUUCAACAAAUCUCAUUCCCCAAAACAGAAACUCCAUCGCUCCAGCUCUCAUCUCCUCACACAAAAUUCCCUCAAAUCUCAUCGCAUCGCCAAUAUCACGAUUACAACAACAAUCCAUUCCACACUCCACAAAAACCCAUCUCUUCUUCUUCUUCUUCCUUCUUCAAUUCCCCCAAUGGAUUCUUGGGCUUCCAUCCCUGUUCACGAUGAGUACCAAAAGCUCGUCAUUAGAAUGAACCCUCCAAGGGUGUCUAUUGAUAAUACCUCGAGCAGGAAGGCUACUUUGAUUAAGGUUGAUAGUUCUAAUAGGCAUGGCAGUUUGCUGGAGGUGGUUCAGGUUCUCACUGAUUUGAAUCUCAUAAUUCGUCGAGCUUACAUUUCUUCUGAUGGUGAAUGGUUCAUGGAUGUUUUUCAUGUCACUGAUCAGCAUGGGAAAAAGCUCUGUGAUGAUAGUGUGGGCGAGAGAAUCCAACAGUCACUAGGGCCGAGGGCGCGUAGUUUCAGAUCAUUAAGGAGGUCGGUAGGUGUCCAAGCUGCUGCAGAACAUACGACGAUCGAAUUGUCUGGACGAGACAGGCCAGGCUUGCUGUCUGAGGUUUUUGCUGUUCUUACAGAUCUCAAAUGUAAUGUAGUAGCUGCAGAGGUAUGGACCCACAAUUCAAGAAUGGCUUCGGUGGUUUACAUCACUGAUGACACAAGUGGAACACCGAUAGAUGAUCCCGAUCGGUUGUCUAAGAUUAAACAGCUUCUCCUCUAUGUUCUUAAAGGAGAUAGAGAUAAGCAUAGUGCCAAUACUGCUGUUUCAAUGAAUUCUACUCAUAAAGAGAGGAGGCUGCAUCAAAUGAUGUAUGCAGACCGUGAUUUCGACUUGAAUCAUGCGAGUUGCGGCGAAAGCUAUCAGAGCAGGCCGCUUGUGACAGUAGAGAACUGUGUUGAGAAGGGGUAUACCAUUGUCAACCUGAGAUGCCCCGACCGACCCAAGCUACUUUUCGAUACUGUUUGCACCCUGACUGAUAUGCAAUAUGUUGUGUACCAUGCAACCAUCAUUGCUGAAGAGCCCGAGGCUUAUCAGGAGUACUUUAUCAGGCAUGUAGAUGGAAGUCCCAUUAGUUCAGAAGCAGAGAGGCAGAGGGUUAUCCAUUGCUUGGAGGCAGCAAUUAAGCGACGAACGACCGAGGGUAUAAAACUCGAGCUUUGUAGUGAAGACAGAGUCGGGCUUUUAAGCGACGUAACGAGAAUAUUUAGAGAGAAUGGUCUUUCUGUCACUCGAGCUGAGGUUACCACGAGAGGAAGUCAGGCAGUGAAUGUUUUCUACGUGACUGACGCAUCAGGAAACUCGGUAAGGAGCGACACGAUCAAGGCAGUACGAGAAGCCAUUGGGCUAACGAUACUCCAUGUGAAGGACGAGGAACAACAGUCAAAGUAUCCAGCGCAGGAGGGGUCGGGAUUCUCAUUGGGAAACCUGUUUCGGUCGAGAUCAGAGAAGGUACUUUACAACUUGGGUUUGAUAAAGUCAUGUUCAUGAGGAGUAGUAGGAAGUAGGAAGAAGUAAUAUUGAUGUAAAUAGUAGAAUCAUCAUCAUCAUAAUCCUUCAGUAAAACAGCAGAGGUUUCAAAUCAAUGGUUGUUGAUAUUGAGACAUGGCUUCAUCAAUCAAAUACAUGGCUUCAUUUAGAUUCUAACUUGUACAAUCAUAGUAAUGAAUGUACAUAAUCAACUCAA